GCCUUUAUAGUCUGCCACAUCCUGAUGAGGUUUGGUGGGAAGAGGAAUGCUACUUUUAACAGCAUAUGAAAACCAAAUCUUGACUUUGAGGUAGGAGAGCCCGAUACAGCAAAAAAUAAUAUGCCUUUGAUCAUCUUUCUGCUGGAUAUUUCUGUUUCCCAGAGGAUUGCCUUGUUUCCCAACAGCCUGUGAUUGGUGAAAUAAACGUGGAGGAUUAUGUAACAUCGUGGACUAAAAUCUAAUGUGAGUUUGUUACUUUGCCUAAAUUGCAGCUUUGUACUCCAACAUGAUCUCUGUAUUUAAAAUCAAAUUACAUUCUUAUUUUCUCUAGUAACAGUUAAACAAAAUUCCACUCAGUGAAAUGGGUCUGAUAGCAGAACAUGUUAUUAAAUACUCUUUGAGGCAAAUGUUGUACAAAGAUAUACUUAGGUUUGCAUAAAACAAAGCUUCAUUUAAAGGGGUUUGAUAGAAAGGAGAAAGAGGAAGGGGUAGCAUGUUUAUUUUGAGCACCAACAUCUGCACUUUGAAACAAAGGAAAUAGGUAAAUAAUAUAGUUAGGUUAACAAAAAAAAUCAAUCAAGUCAGAGAAUGUGAUUUGUAUCAGUUGGUGAAUCUCUGAUUCUGUACAGGCUAAUCCCAAAGGAACAGUUAUCUUUGGAGGGAAGGAACGCAGGGGAGCCUGACGGUUAUGGUUCCACCAGAGUAUGAAUUCCUAAAUCUAACACAGACUGUAAAGCUGUGGUAAGGAGGAAACUACAACUGAAGGAGAGCGUGCAGACCUGGAUCUGAUUCUACAGACAUCUCUGCUCCUGCAGCUACUUAGUACUGAUAUUUUACAUGGCCUCAGUCAACUGAGUUUAGGAGCAAAUUUUCAGAUGCCACCAUCUUGUCUUGUAGAUUCAAUCUUCAGCUUUGCAUUUGGAAUGAAUUACAUAUAUUUGUAUUGCAGUUUGUGAUUCGUUUUUAAAUGUAAUUACUACUACUUUGUCCAUCUGCAUUAUGAGAACAUCUUUUGUAUAAGCAUUUGAAGUGCAAAGUUGGAUGUUACUUUCCGGGUAAGAAUCUUCCAAUUUUAUGUAUUUAUUCCUUGUUAGAUUUUUGUCUUAGCAGUUUACCUGGUUAUAAAGGGCAUGUACUGCCCUGUCUCUCAGAAUGGAAAGUUGUAACUGCUGGUGAAUUAGACUGAUUUCAAAACUCUGUAUUUGGUUCUCUCUUUCCUUCUAGGUGUAGAUGCUUGUAGUCCAGUAUGUAUGUGCUGCUGCUUGUGAUUAUUUUGUUAUGGGUGCUGGAGUUAAAUCCCAUGCAGUUCUUGUUGACCUUGUGCAGCCUAAGUCUCUCUGAAUAGUGGCUCUUCUGUCCACUGUAACUCUCCUUUCCAUUCUGUGUCGUCUGCAGACUUGGUGAAUGUUGAUUCAUUUGUGCUAUCCAGAUGAUUUAUAAGAAAACUGGGAAGUACUAGACCUAGUGUCGACCCCUCCGGAGCUCCAUUCAUGACUAUCUACUAGUACAGCUCUGAGCCACCAGUUACCUCAGUGAAAAUGGAAGAAACCCUCUGAGAACAUAGUUUUCCAUGCUGCAUAAGAUCACUGAUAUUAAAUAUGUUUCUCUCAAUUUUCUGAUGUUUUUUGAUAGAUUCAAUUGUUAGGUAGUCUGUAUUCAGUUUUGAAGGUCUAGAAGGGGAAUUCUUACCAGGCAUUAGAGAUUAUUGAUUGAUUAUACCUGUGAAGGUAUGAAACUUUAGCAGUUCUUCGUGUUAGCAUGAAUAGCUGCAAUGGGCUAUUGAUUGUGAAAUCUAACUUUUUUUCCUACAGUAAUAAGUGCUUGCAAACUUAAUUUGCAUUGUGCACUGAUGCACUGCUUUCAUUGCCACGUGUUGCUGGCAAGACCUCUUCACCAUGUCUGGGUGACUGAAAAAAAAUAUUAGGAAAACAUUUACUGUGUUUCUUCAGUAUCUUGUAAUGUAGCCUAGCAGGUGGAACCAUAGAUACGAACCAGGACUGUGUGACAGUCAGAGAACUACCAAGUCAUUAUCAACCCAGUGCCAUGAUGUUCAAUACCAAAUACUGGACCAUUUGUACAGGUACUUCUUCUGCUUCUUACUUGAUUAUGCUGAAUUUUAGAUAGGAGAUUGUCUCUAAAAGACAGUGAAGACCAGUUUAGAGGUAGUCUUUUAGAAUGUUUAGUGAUGACCUCCAUUUAAGCUGGCUCUACUUCCACUAGGAGAGGGAGUUAGUGCAUUUUCAGUUUCUCCUCUUCUGAGUCUGACUGGAUAUAUAAUGUCUCAGGUGCUUCUCUGAGAACUUAUAUAACUAUGUUUCUUCUUUCUUAAACAAAAUACAGCCUUUUUUUCACAAGGAGGGGCACAGUCUUUGCGGAAGCAUUGUUAUUGCUUGUUAGGUUUCUAAAUUUUUCUUUGCUGACAGUAAGUUUGGGCUUUUUAGUUGCUUUUAUAUCAUUUUUCUGCAAAGAUCUUUAGAUUUUACUACAUUUUAGAAACCACUAUUGUCAUACUUUUGAAAGAAAUGGAUUUUAUAGUUAAAACAUUCAGUUAGUGCCAUCAUCUGGAUCUGUUCCCUUGAUUAGCUGAGAUUUCCUUACAGCUGAAAUAGAUUGAGGAGAGGAAAUACAGUGCACACUUCUUUUGCUUUCAAAUGACAAAUGUCUGUGGCUUUAUGUUACUGUGUGAACUGUGCUGAAGGCUUUUUUUGGUACCUCCUCCAACUCCAGGGGACAGAUAUCAGCUGUAUGUCUCUCCAUGCCUGUUCCUGCGAUCGGUCAGCUAGUCUUGUACUCCUUUCCUCGGCUGCUUUGUACUCAGUUAUUGUUUACGGGCUGUGAUGAUUGCUUGUUACUGUGUUAAUGACUUCCUUGAUGAUGGCAAUAUCAGGAAAGUAAACUUUAGUGUUUAAGACCUGUUUGAAAAUCAUCUGUAGUUGUGCUGUCUCUGCAGCUGUUUUUCUGCUUCAUGGAGUUGUAGAACUGUUCCCUGUGGAACUUGUCAGCAGGGCACAGCAGUGAGAAUUGUCCCAGCUCGGUUGUUUGUUGAAGGCUUGUAUGAAAGCAAACCUCACACAUAACACACAACUGUUUUGUGAUUCCUUCACGCUAAAAUGACAAGGCUUUAAAAAUAUAUUUCUGAUUCACUGAAAGGAGAGGAUGCUGGUUUUAGAAUUCAAAACUGGAAAUGUGAGUCUUAGCCUGCCUGGCAGAAACAGAUUUCAUAACAGCUGUUCCCUUUCACUGCCUCAUCAUCUUUGCAUGAAAACAAGUGUCAUAGCCUAAAUCUGAUCUAAAGGUGUAUGCCACUGGAAAGAGCAAAAAAGGCUGCCUGUGUAGACAGUGAUAUUUAACGAAGAAAGACAAUUUUUUGAAUAUGUGACACUUUUUUUGUGUUGCAAGGCAUCCUUUGUUCCCCAGGCAGUACAACUUCAGCUGAGCCUUAUUAAGUAAUAGAGUUCAGAUCAUGUAAUGACUUUUAGGUUAUUUUGUACUAAAACAGGGUUGAUAGGCUUAAAAAAAAAAGGGGGGGGUUAUUUCACAAAAUCAUCAAUGUGCUCCUUAUUGCUGUAGUAACAGCAUGUCGAUUUCAGUAAGUGAUCUUUAAUCUGCAAGUGACUUUUUUCAGUUAAUUUUCAGAGGUUGCAUGAUAUUAAACAAAAAGGAGCUUUUUUUUUUUUUUGGUUUGCAGUUAGUAACCUGCUAAUUUGACAUAGGAAUCUAUCAUUCAGAGUAAGCUUACCUGGUGAUAAAUGAGAUUCCUGAGACUUUCAGAAUGUGCCUGAGGCUCAUAGGCAUAAUACAUGAGUGUGAGCCUUCCCCAUACUUCAGCAGAGGUUGGGAGACUAUCCAAACCAUGGGACUGUUUGUGUUCUGAGUCACUAGAAUGAAAAAAAGCAUAGAACAGACUUGGUAAUACAUGAAUCUUUUAUCACUAUUCCUAGAAAAAAGCCCUAUGCUGUAAAGUCUUGUAUAGCUGUUUCUGUCCUUUGGCAAGAGAAACCAAAGUCUGGUGUGAUUAUCUUUGCUGGUCUAUUCUAGAUGAUGUCAGGGGCUCCAUGUGCACAAAUAAUAUUUCCUACAGUGUUUUCCAGUAUGUUGGCAGUCUGAGGAAUGUUACUGUAGAGCUGGCAGCUGUGAUUAUUUUACGCACUGUGUCAUCUAAAUGACUUCAAAAUCUCUCUUAAUGCUGCACUGUACUAGUAGUCUGUUUAUGCUAGCAGCAUUAUGCUGAUACUGGUGGAAAAGCUGAACCUGUCAUAGCUGUUCUUAACCCAUUAGUGUGUAUAGGACCAAGGACAGCUUGAUACCUCAAUUCAGGUAGAAUUGCAACUCUCCACCACUAAGGGAAUUAACCUGUGCUUGCCAGUAUUUGUGAUAAUCUGAGAAGAGAAAAUAAUGUCACCUUCCUUCACGUCUGAUAUGUUCAACAGUCUUUGUAAAACAUGGAUUGUAUGAUUUUUACCCUACCAAAGGUAGUUGGCUGUGAAGCAGGAAGUCAGAAAAUCCCCGUGGGAUUUGAGAAGACUCACUGAACCAUGGUUACACACAUAGUGACUGUUUGUUUGUACAUUCUAUGACUGUUCCAUUCACAGUAAAGAUGCUGAGUUUAUUCAUGCUGCCAAUACCACCAGUACACAAUUUGGCAAGUGUGUUUCAUUUCUGUUUGUGUAUUUGUCUAGGCAAUGCCUCCUACUCAGGCACUAGGUGAUUACUUCUGUGAGGCACACUCAAACACCAGAAUGCUAGGGAUUAGCAUUUCGAUUUAGAAGUGAAAAUGAAGAUCAGACACCAUGAGUGCUUGUGAAAAAUGCAUGCUGGAGAAGUUACGUGUGUCCCAAAGAACAGGAGGUUAUCUGAGGUGUUAUCUUUUGUUCCUGAUGUAUAUUCCUCGCUGAAUGUCUGUGUUACCUGAACGCUUAUACCUCUACUGACUGACUCCAGUGAGCAUGAUGAGCAGGAGGAAGGAAUACAUGAUGGGCUGAUCUUUGGGGCAUGGGGCAAACAAGCCUGCUGCGCCUCUUAAUUUGCUGGCCUGUGUUGUUUUCUGUGUCAGCUAGAUGAAAGUAAUGAAGGAUUUUGCUUCCUUCUGAGCAUCUUGACUGGAGCAUACAUGGUUCCAUUUUGUUUUCUGUUAACAAUGGACAACUAGUGCAGUGAGAUUUCACUAUAGUGUUAAAACUUUGGUUUUGGCUUUGUUUUUGAUAGGGACUUUCAUUAGACUGUACCCGUGCCCUGAGACAGCUGUAUUAUUAACUUCUGGGUGUAGUUAAAAGAGCUUCUUUCUGACCAAGUCCUGUGGUUAUAGACCUAGGUGAUAUUUUACUUUGGCUCUCCCUUGUCCUAAUGCAUAUCCCACGUACCCUGGCACGUGUUUCCUUGUGGAGGCAAGCGCCUUGCUGCUCAGAGGCUGGGGGCAAAAGGAUCCACUGAGAUGUGAGAUUAAUGAGGAUGGUGGUGAUAUUUCCACUGGUGACGAAGAAAAUAUCUGAAAACAGAUUAGAGUUCAAUCUACGAGCAGACAAAAGUGAAGUUGCAUGUAUAAGGAGUAGAGAAGUAGCUGAAGACAAGUGCAGUGAUAACAGAAGAUCGGGAGAUGAGAUUUUUCUAAGUCGCAUGCAAGAUGCAGCUAGGUAACUGGGUAGAGAGGUCAGUGUUUUACUAGCCAUGGAAAGUAGUUGCUGUUAGGUUCUAGUGCAAUGGGUAAAACACUUUGAGUGGUAACUGUAGAAUAUAAGUGUCGCUUCUUCAGUUAAAAACAUUUCUAAAAUACAUACUUUACAAGACAGUUGACAUAACCUUGUUUUGUGUAGGUUUCAUACUACACAGAUGGAGAUAAACUGAAUACAGUUUACCAGAUGUACUGUAUUUCUUUUUGUUGAAGUAAUUUGGAGAGUCAGAAGGCAGGACCUGAUCAGUAAGGCAGUGAUCUGACUGGUUGCGCACCAUACUACAGCACUGCAAGGCAUACACUCCAGGGUUCCUGUUUCUGUCUUGGAUGGUGUGCUCAUAAACACGCUGCCUGCCUGUACCCAGGCUGAAGUGGUAAAUGCCAACAAUACUUACCUAUCUUGUUACAUGUGCACUUCACGGAUUAGGUGAGAGUUGUCCAACACAAAAGAUCACUCCAGAAAGAAAUCUAGUUCUUUAAGAAGGACUCUUUCAAAUACGUACAGUUCUGAGUAGAAAGUCAUGUUUGUACAGGGGUAUGCAUGUGUGUGCGGGAAUUAGAUUGCACAAAACAGAAUUGACCCCAGAGGUUAGGAUACUAAGAGGAGCAUGUAUCUAGAACUAUAUCUAUUUCCCUGGUAUUGUAUUAGGUCAGUGAUGAAGUUGGUAUUCAACAGACUUCUCAAAAGCAUACAGCACCAUUACAGUUCUGUAAGAUUUAGAGUAAGUCACAAGUGAAAAAUUUUGCAUUUCACAGAAAAAAAAAUAAGAACUUGAGAACUUCCAGUGUUAAGAAUUUUCCUUAUUUAGUUCAGAUGUGUUUUGAGGAGUCUGCCAUAACUGUACCUUGAAUAAGUUGCCAAGGUAGUAUCCUGGGAGUCCAGCUAGCAUAACUUUAAGGUUGUGCUUUACUACCUUUGUAACUGUGAUCACUUGCAACAAAUCUGUAUGUAUGUGUAUCGGGGCAGUUCCAACAAUAGACCAAAUAACCAAGAUACAAAAAUAAUACCCAGAGGUCUGCCUGAUCACAUAGAAUGGAAUUUAUAUUACCCUCUUGCAACAUACUGCAUUCAGUGAAGCAAUACUGUAUGUAGAGGUUCAGCCACGCCUAAACCAGAAAGUCCUUUUGUCCCGAUCCCAUGGUUUUGGUAUGCAAGAAAAAUGUUUAAGUAGGCAGUAAAUGUUGACAGAAUUGCGUUCUUCAUAACUACACUGUUAAUGCAUCUUUGAGUGAUUUAUUUAUUUAUUUAUUUGUUGUAGAAAGAAUUCUGAGAGGGAGUGAGCCAGACCUGUGUAGAUGAAGGAGCCAAGCAUCCCAUGGACAGAUGACUCUGGGGAGCUGCAGUCAACAAAAGUGCUCUCUCUUCUGUGGUCAGCAUGCAGGAAGCCAGAGAUCACAAAUAGAUUCCCCAGCUGGUACAAGUGCCGAUGAUGUCGGUUGACCUACAUAAGCAGAGACCAAUUCAGCAGCCCCUGAAGCUUGUGGAAGUUCAGACAGGCUGCUGAAUGCGAGACACUGACUGUUCGAAGCUGAGCAUUCUGCCAACAUGUCUACUGUCCAUGAAAUUUUAAGCAAGCUCAGUCUGGAAGGAGAUCAUUCUCUCCCUCCAAGUGCAUAUGCCACAGUUAAGGCUUACUCAAACUUUGAUGCUGACCGGGAUGCUGCAGCCCUGGAAGCAGCCAUCAAGACCAAAGGUGUGGAUGAAGUUACCAUCAUCAACAUCCUGACAAACCGCAGCAAUGAACAGAGGCAGGAUAUUGCCUUUGCCUAUCAGAGGAGAACCAAAAAGGAACUUUCUGCAGCACUUAAGUCUGCUCUGUCAGGUCAUUUAGAGGCAGUGAUCUUGGGCUUGCUGAAGACACCAUCACAGUAUGAUGCGUCUGAACUGAAAGCUGCCAUGAAGGGCCUGGGAACUGAUGAAGACACACUUAUCGAAAUCAUUUGCUCACGGACAAAUCAGGAGCUUAAUGAAAUUAAUAGAGUCUAUAGGGAAAUGUACAAAACAGAACUGGAAAAGGACAUUAUAUCAGACACAUCUGGUGACUUCCGCAAGCUAAUGGUUGCCCUGGCCAAGGGCAAAAGGUGUGAAGAUACUUCUGUGAUUGACUAUGAACUGAUUGACCAAGACGCUAGGGAGCUCUAUGAUGCUGGUGUCAAGAGAAAGGGAACAGAUGUUCCCAAGUGGAUCAACAUUAUGACUGAAAGAAGUGUUCCACAUCUGCAGAAAGUGUUUGAAAGGUACAAGAGCUACAGCCCAUAUGAUAUGUUGGAGAGCAUCAAGAAGGAAGUUAAGGGAGAUCUGGAGAAUGCCUUCCUUAAUCUUGUUCAGUGCAUUCAGAACAAGCAGCUAUACUUUGCAGACAGACUCUAUGAUUCCAUGAAGGGCAAGGGAACCCGUGACAAGGUCCUGAUUAGGAUUAUGGUCUCCCGCUGUGAGGUUGACAUGCUGAAAAUUAAGAGUGAAUUCAAGAGGAAAUACGGAAAAUCCCUCUAUUAUUUCAUCCAGCAAGACACAAAAGGUGAUUACCAGAGGGCGCUGCUGAACCUGUGUGGUGGAGAGGACUGAAAGCUGUGAUGUGGGAAAUGGAAACGCAGAGACAUGCCUAUUCUGCUCUUCGUUUUACUGCAACCCCCGACAAAAUCGAGCCGCCAUGCAAACCCUUCCCUGCCCCAAUACCUGCCACACCACCGACGCCGUGUGCUUCUGGUGCUGCCUGCACUUCUCAGCAGCAGCGCUCUGCUUGGUUCUGCCAAACUUCCUAACAGCGUAAAGCCAGAGAAACUAACAUUCCCCAGAGAUAAAGGUUAAACGUGCUUGUUGAGGAUGCCUCCUUGUGUAAUGUUUCUAAUAAAACAUAAAUAAAACAGA
Gallus gallus (chicken) is the source of this 8537-nucleotide messenger RNA. RefSeq names its product annexin A2 (gene ANXA2). Gene Ontology annotation, cellular component: cytoplasm. Bases 7215 to 8234 code for a protein of 339 amino acids. Lineage: Eukaryota; Metazoa; Chordata; Aves; Galliformes; Phasianidae. Gene Ontology annotation, molecular function: calcium-dependent phospholipid binding; calcium ion binding; phospholipase inhibitor activity. The record is from RefSeq and is a predicted model, not a curated record. The transcript has 16 exons.